AUGACUGAACAAUACCCAACAGUAAAAUUGACGGAAUCUACUCCAAAAAAUGAAGCAGGAGAAUAUUUUGACCAAGACCAAAAGACUAAAGCAGACUCGUCGGCUACCAUAGGAAACGAAGAUGGAACGAUAUCACAAGAACCAAAAGCAACACAAGGCAUGCAGUUGGAUGUCCCGCAAAAGAAAGAAAGAAAUAAUAAUAAUGAUGAUGAUGAUGAUGACAGUUCAGACGUCACCAGCGCUACAAUAAGUGAACAAGGAAGCGGAUAUGAAAGAAACUCCAACGAAUGCACAGAGUGCUGUAUUGACUUAAUCGGUUGUUUCGGAUUAUUCGACUCAUGUUGCCCAUCCACUGGUGAGGGUUUUAUCACCAAUCUCGGGGUAUUCUGUGGUAACAUCCUCGUUGGAUGUUGUAAAUGUUAG
Molecule: messenger RNA, 423 nt
Organism: Debaryomyces tyrocola
Lineage: Eukaryota; Fungi; Ascomycota; Pichiomycetes; Serinales; Debaryomycetaceae
Source: the annotation of a GenBank genome assembly